Messenger RNA from Nilaparvata lugens (brown planthopper), 1124 nucleotides. RefSeq lists its product as uncharacterized. Bases 648 to 1124 code for a protein of 158 amino acids. The record is from RefSeq and is a predicted model, not a curated record. The transcript has 7 exons. NCBI's taxonomy places the organism in Eukaryota, Metazoa, Arthropoda, Insecta, Hemiptera, Delphacidae.
UACAGCAUCUUUCCCUGAUUUCAAACACGUUGAAAUUCGAACUAGCAAUAUUAAUUAUUAUCAAUUAUUUUGAGAACUUUACAUAUCUUUAUUCAACAAGACAUACAAAUCAUUGAUUUGGUUCACUUCAUCAGGACUUACAAUACUAGAACUCAAUUUUUUGCAAGCCUAGCAUAGCCUGCAUUGACAUACAUUGUGCAUCACGAUUUUUCAUGUAAUCAGUGCCUACAGUCUUGUGACAUUCCAACUUUGAACAAUUAUUCAUCUUUAAAAACUACAUUAUUCUCUCCAUGAUACAUCAUCCUUGCUGAAACCCUGGUUCCUGAAUUUCAAGUCUCAUUGAAUCUCCUUAUUCAACUCUGGUUCCUGAUAUUCAAAUUUCUCUGGACAUUGAGAUUGGACGGCAGCACACUUGAAAGGCGAUUGAAUCCAUAUGGAGUGAGAGAUGUAUACUAUACAUUGAAUAGCAGAGUCGUUUACAGAAAACAGAUCUCGCAAAUAGGCUACUCUAUACAGGUUUUGCGAUUCUUGACUGAAUACGCCAAAUCACCAAUGGAUGAUUUUCCUCAACCACUGAUCAUUAAUUGUGAAGCGUUUGAUAAGGAAAAGUGUCUAAUAAGAAAUUUUUUCGGGAUGGUAUCAGACCGAUGAUAAUGUGGAAUCAGAAUACAGAUGGAAACGGACCUCCUACUCGCUCAUUAAUGACACAGCAACAACUCGACCAGUGUUUCGACCAACAUUUCGAUAUCCAAAUUUGUGGGAAGGAAGUUCGAAAAGUUAAGCACAUUCAGCACAUUCAUCGAGUUGAGAGCACAUUAACUAGGAAAGAAGAUUGCAAGCUGGCAGUAGUCUAUUAUCAAGACGGUGUCACUGUUGUUGAAAACUAUGGAAAAUUGGAAAUAAAAGCUACCAUAUUCUACAACCAUAAGUUUCAGCCAAUCAGAUUUCAUGGUUUUACUAGACCUGUUCCUGCUGCAAACUAUGAUGGAGCAUUUCGAGAGAUAAAUUAUAUGCCUGAUGUGAUUCGAAUCACGAAUGUAACACAUGGAUCCGAGUAUGGCAAUACUUAUGAGAUAGGCUCAAGAUGGGAAUACGAGCUAGAAGCUACUGCUGACGCGGUGUAA